UGAAAAUAAGUUUGGUUAUCUUUGACCAGAGAAAAGGUUACCAAAACACAAGUAGUAUUUUUACUUUCAAAAACAACCUAAAAAGUAAAAGGUUUGAUUACCUGACGUUUGUGAUAUUUAGUUUAUAUUGAAUGAUUGAAAGAUUGGUAUUGAAGGUGACUGCUUUCGUACGGAUUGCACUUUGAUGAAAUCAGAACACGUGGUAUGUGUCAUGUGAUCCUGUAGCAAUCAGUAUUCCCGCGAUUCUCAGUCUUGCUGGAAUUCUACAUGGCAUCCACGGAGACAUAUCCUGGACAAUUAUAAAACAGGAGAAAGUUCGAAGAAAGAAUAUUUGAAAUAUGAAAAGUUGAUAUUGUACAGAUACCAUGAUUAACAUACUUUUAAUUCUUCUUGUCAUAUACUCUAGUAGAGGAGAAGAAUAUAAAUUCCAGGAUUAUGUGAACCCAAACCAGGUGACUGUUGAUCGUAAUACAGGUGAUGUUUAUGUUUCAGGUGUUAAUUAUUUAUUUCACUUCUCUUCAAACUUAAUGAUCAAAAAUUCACUACAGAUUGGCCCUUAUCCCUCCUCAUUUCCGUGUACUUCAAAACUAGAAAGAAAUUCUACUGGCAGUGAUAACCAAAUACAUGUUUUAGAGAUAAAUCAUGUUGCUCGGAAACUUUUAGUGUGUGGUUCUGUUUGUGAUGGUUUGUGUUCCUACCAUGAUUUAAACAAUAUUUCAACAUGGCAGUGGAUAUCACAAGGAAAAAAUAAUGAAAGUUCUUUUGGUGGAAAAGGUCCUGUGUUAGUGUUGUUUUUAGCAGAAGAAACAGAAGAAUUUAUAGUUGCUAUUUCCCAACCCAGUCCAAAUAAUAUGAUAACAUUCAGAAAGUUUGUGGAUAAUGAAAACAGAAUCAAGUAUAUUGGUGACCAUGGAUUAAACGUUUUUUCAAAAUAUCGUAAAGAACUGAUAGUAAGGUUCAUCAAAGUUUUCAAAAGUGACAAGUUUAUUUAUUUUUUAACUGUUAAAAUGAAAAGUGUGACAAAAUUUGAAGGUUUUGAGACCACCAUAUUUCGGAUUUGUUUGAAUAAUGGUACUAAAUCUGUGUAUCCAUUUUUAGAAAUUCCUAUGAAUUGUGGAAAAGAAUAUACCAUUGCAACUUCAGCCGCAGUUGGACAUUAUACUAACAACAAUUUUAAGGAAUCAGCACUGAUUAUUGCGUUUAGUAAAGCAUCCAAUGACACAUCAGAUAAACCUGAUCCAUGGUCUGGUACAAAGGUUUGUUCAUUUAGAUUGGAACGUAUUGAUAUAGAAUUUGAUUUUAUUAAGACUAAUUGUAAUGAAGAGAUCGCAUCUGUUCCAGAGUGGAUGUUUGGACCGUAUGAACAGUGUAAAAAUUCAUCAGGAGAUAAGAUUUGUGAUAACGUUUAUGGUAGAGCUAUCCAAAGUAAAAGUUCUGAUUUUCAAAAGGAUGAUCAAAAGAAAGAUCAGAACCUUAAAAAGAGUUUAAAAAGAAGUUUAAUAACAUCAAUAAUAACAUCAACAUUUAAUAAUUAUUUACAUAUACUGUUAUCUGUUGAUGAUGGUCAGUUACUACAAUUUUGGCAAAAGACCACACCUGGUUUACCAUGGGAGGAGAAAAAUGAAAAACUAGUUGGAAUAAGUGGACUAAAGCCUGAUACAGCAUCAGAUACAACCAGUGAAUAUGUCUAUGCUCUAAACAGUAAUAAGGUACUGAAGUUCAGUUUGGACUUUUGUCAUGACUAUACAGAUUGUUCUCAGUGUAUGGUUAAGGGUAAAGACUUGGAAUGUAUCUGGGUUAAUUCAAAAUGUGUGGCACCUCAACCGAAUUUGGGCCACAAUCACAAUUCUUGCCCACCAUUAAUUGAUGGGAUUACACCUCUAUAUGGUCCUAUUUCUGGUGGAACUAAAUUAACUUUACAUGGCAGUAAUUUAGGACGUCAGAAUGCUACUGUGAUUGUUGAAGUUUGUGGCAAGCGAUGUGAUGUAAACAAACAAUUAUCAAACAAUAACAGCAUUAUAGUGUGUAAACUAAACGCUGUGAAUAAAAAUAAUACUUGUACUAUAGAAGUAAAUGUUUCUGAACAUAGAUCAGAUUACAGAAUCAGUGGAUUUUCCAAAAGUCGAGUAAAAUUUGAAUAUGUGGAAGUGACACCAUCUUUUAAACCUUUUCAUGGUCCUGAAUCAGGUGGAACAAAAAUUACUAUUACAGGACUAGAUCUGGUAGUAAAUGAUAAAAGUGAUAUUAGUGUGGAAAUUUAUAAUAUCUCAUGUAAUAUUUUACAGAAAAAUAAGGUAGGCCUACUAUGUAAAACAGGAAGAUUUGAGAGGAUGGAUAAUAUAAGUUACAAAAGGGAAGAUAUUGUUUGUAGUAAACUAAAAAUAACUAUUAAUGGUGGUACACUAACUACAAAAGAAGAAUUCUGUUACAUGGAAGAUCCAACCAUUACUGAUUUAGGUCCGUUAAGAAGUAUUAAAAGUGGUGGUACGAAAGUUACAGUAACAGGAACUAAUUUAGAUGUUAUAUCUGAACCCAAAAUAGAAAUUGUUAUGACAAACAGAAGUUAUGUUGAGGAAUGUAAAACAAACAGCGUUAAUGGUACCUCUUUGAUUUGUAAAACACCUAGAACUGAAGAAAUAUCUGAUGAUAAAGUUGAUGCACAUGUCAAUUUCCAAAUGGAUGGUGUAGAAAAACUUAAUAAUUUCUCUAAAUACAAUCCAAAUUCAAGUAGAAUCAUUAUAAGUCCAGAUCCUGAAUUGAAUUUGUAUCUUAGUAAAAGAAUCCAAAAUACUAUAGAUAAAGAUGUUGAAAUCAGUGGAUCAGGAUUGAAACACUUGGACAAUGAUAUUCAAGUUCAAAUUGGAAAACUUGACUGUCCCGUUAAAUGGUUAAGUGAUACUGAAAUUAUUUGCCAUCCAAACAUCACCUAUGAAGCUGUCAAUCAGACUCAUUUUAAAAUUAAGGUUAAAGUUGGCAAUCUUCAAGUUACCAUUGGUACGAUUCAAGUAGAAAAAACCAAAGAGAAUGAAAAUUUUCGUAAUUAUUUAUGGAUAAUUAUUGGUUGUAUAUCUGUAAUUCUUAUUACAGUAAUAGGACUGAGAGUGUAUUGUGCUGUACGUUAUAACAAAUCUAGUCGAGAUAACGAUAGAAAUGGCUUCCAUGAAAUGUCUGAAAGUGUCGGAGACAGCCAGUAUGUUACUACUAUAAGUGGGGUCCAGUUGGUAAAACGAGGAAUGAAUGCUAAAACAUUGAUAGCUAUUGAUGAAUCUCAGUUACUUAUCAAUAAAGAUACAUUGAUUAUUGGUGAGGUCAUUGGAACAGGUAAUUUUGGAUGUGUAUUUGAGGGAUAUUUAAAUGAAGAAGGAGAAGAGCCAACAAAAGUUGCCAUAAAGACACUCCAAGAAAAAGAUUUUGGGGAAUUUAGUUUGAAAGAUUUUGUAGAAGAAGCUUUGAGGAUGAAAGAUUUUGAUCACCCACAUGUUUUGCAACUAUUGGGAAUUAGUUUAAAUAAAGAUAGUUCUCCAUUGGUUGUUCUACCUUAUAUGGGUAAUGGGGAUCUGCUUUCAUUUGUUGCCAAUGAAGAGAAGGAAAUUAGUGUUGAUGAGAUAAUAAGUUUUGCUCUAGAUAUAACUCGAGGUAUGGAAUAUUUAUCUGGAUUAAAGAUUGUACACAGAGAUUUAGCUGCUAGAAACUGUAUGCUUGAUACAAACAUGCGCGUAAAAGUUGCAGAUUUUGGACUAACAAGAGAUGUAUAUGAGAAGGGAUAUUAUCAUAGUGAUAAUAAAAAAACUAAACUACCCAUCAGAUGGAUGGCUUUAGAAAGUAUAGAAAAGGGAAAAUAUAGUACUAAAUCAGAUGUGUGGUCACUAGGUGUUGUUAUAUGGGAGUUAUUUACAAGAGGUGUUACACCUUAUCCUGGUGUAGAAGGAUGGGAUCUAAGCAGAUAUAUUAGAGCUGGAAGACGAUUGCCCAAACCCUGGUUUUGUCCGGAUGAUAUGUACGAGUUAAUGUUAAAGUGUUGGGAUAUUAAUGCCAAUAAUCGUCCAGAUUUCUCUAUAGUUACAACAGAACUAUGUCAAAUGGCUCAGGUUUAUGAGGAAGUGAAACCACAAUCGAAAACCUCAGAAGAAUUAAAAUCGCCAUAUGCAAUGGUAGCAGAUGCUUUGCCAGACUAUACAAAUAUUCCAUCAAUCAUAAUUAUAAAAACUCUUGUAAGCAUUCCACAAUGUUAUCAGUAUCAUGAUGAUAUUCCAGAACCACCCCGGACAUACUUUCUCCUUGAUUCUACUACUGACUAGUGGCUCUAUUCUGAUACCAAAUAUACUCUCUUAAUCUUUAUUUAUUACAAAUAUUCACAUUUAACAGGCAUUAGUAACAACCAGAAAAGGCUAAAUUAUUGAAAACACAAGAAGAUAACCUUUUCAAAAAUGGUGUCAUACUGUAUUUCAUGAUUAAGGUUAUAUUGGAAGUUUGGUUCUUAACCAAAAUUAAUGACUUGUAACAAAAUUAACUGUAAUGUAUUUAUUUUAAUUGUAAAGUGCCAUUGAAUGCAUGUAUUGCAGUAAUGAGCGCUAUAUUGAUGUAUUUAGUUGUCACUGUACAAAAUUUCAUCACAGAUUUUAUGUAGAAAUAUGUUCAUAAAUUUAAAAUACAAUAUACAUGUUAAGUUAAAUGGUUUCAAUUUGGGGGGGUCACAGUGGCUACGUGGGUAAGAUGCUGGCUCGCUAGCCUGGAGGUUGGGGGUUCGAUCCCUGCAUUGGCGAAGAAAGUUCACCCAGAUUUUCCGGCAUGGUUCCCCCUUGUCAGGGAUGCAGGAUGGAGGGCCUGAGGACAACUAUCUAGUCAUUCAGAUGACACGAAAAACUGAGGGCCUGUGUAAAUUGGCGUGCACGUAAAAGAUCCGUUGACAGUUGGAAUCCGCUUUAAGAGUAGCCGUAGUGCCGCUGUCAGGGCAAAAUUUCCCUCAUAGCAUACCGUAUAUGGCAUAUGCCCGUCUUCAUUUGCCCAGUUCAGAGCAAAACAGUAGGACAUUAAACCCCAUUUCAUUUCAUUUCAGUUUCAAUUUGGUAAUAAAUAACUAUAGCAAAAAUUAUUAAUAUGUGCUAGGUGACUCACUGUGUACUUUUAAUACACCCACCCACAAUCGGUCUGACCAAGUUUUCUUGUGAACUGUCUAUACACAAUGAUGAACACUAUCGGAAAUAUAUGAACCUGCAGCGAUUCAGUGAUAAAUUAAUGAAAUCUUGAAUCUUCUUUCAGGGGCAUAUUUGCCAGUCUUUACUGACUGCCAAUGAAAUUGACUGUCUGGAGAACUUACCUGUCAGUCAUUUUACAUGUCAUAAAAUUACAAUUUCUAAGAAUUUAAUCUUACAAUACAAUAAUUACAAUUAUAUAUAUGUUUUUUAUACACCCAAAUUGAUCGUGGUCGUAUAUUGUUGUUGCCCCCGUCCAUCUGUCGGUUCGCUGUCCACAAUUGCUUGUGGACGCUCUAGAGGCGAAAGUUAAUAUCCGAUUGACUUUAAAUUUAUACACUGUGUUUAAGGUCAUGAGACGAAGACGCCUAUUGAUUUUCAACAAUUUCCGAUAAUUACUGCCCUUGGCCCUUGAUCACUUUGGAAAAUCUUGUGGACGCUAUAGAGGCUAAAGUUAAUAUCCGAUUGACUUUAAAUUUAUACACAGUGUUUGAGGUCAUGAGAUAAAGAAGCCUAAUGAUUUUCAACAAUUUCUGAUUAUUAUUGUCAGAGUUGUGGCUCUUGAUCACUUUGAAAAAUCUUGUGGAUGCUCUAGAGACAAAAGUUUAUAUCCGACUUACUUUAAAUUUAUACACAGUGUUUAAGGUCAUCGGGUCAUGAUUUUAUAAUUAUACACUAUGUUUACGCCUAUAUAUAAUCGUUUCGAUUGACUUUAGAUUAAUACACAGAGUUUAAGGUAUUGAGACGAACAAGUAUAUUGAUUUUCAAUGAUAUUAAUGUUUUGUCUACUAAACGUUAGCAUGGGGCAAAUAAAUUCUAAUGACUAUUAAUGAGUUGUUACUCUUAAUCAGAUUUUAUAAAUGUUUCAUUACCGACAAAAGUAAAAAAUAUGCGACAACUCUUGUUGGCUGCCCGGACGAUUUAGCUGCUGUGGGUGUAUGUUUCAUUGCCUGGCAACCUAUCUUUUAAUGUGAAAUGCUAAUAAAUGGUGAUAUUCUUUGGAAAAAGAUCUUCCUAAUCUGAAAUAAACAAAAUACGCCAAAAUUUGAACUGAAUGUUCUGAAGAAAACUAUAAUGACAUACAUAAGCUUUUAUUAAUAUUAUGUAUGAUUUUAAUGCUUUUAUAAAUGGUGCUUUUUAUCUCAGUAUAAGACUGUAAAUAUAGAUUAGCAAUGUGUAAAUAUAUAAGUGAAAUUGAUAUUAAUAAUGAGGUUUAAACAGAUAAGUAUUCCUACUAUUGUUAAGUUUGAAUUGUUUUUUGUUUAAUAGUCUUAUAAUGUUACAUGAAAAGUAAAUAUAUAUUUUAAUUGUUUUAUAGUGCAGCUGAUUAAAUUUUUGGUUAAUUUAAAUGGUUUUUUUUUGUAAUCUUUUAGUGCUUUUAUAGUAGAUCAUCUUAAUUAUUAUGCAGUGUUUCCAGGCUGAUAUAUGAUUUAACUACAUAGUUGCGAUCAUUUCAUCUCAAAUUGUCACUGCUUUUGACUGGACAACAACCAGUCACUGUGUAAGUGGUGAAUGGCAUUCUGGCUGUUGGCUUUUACAAUUCACACAAUGACUUACUGGAAAUAUUUGAUGUAUUCAAAGUGAAGUAAAUCACAUUAUUAUGCAGUAUUUUAGUACAUCAAUGUAUAAAAUCAGAAAAAUUAUUUCCCAUCAUUUUUAUACACCCACAUUUUCAUGUUGACUUUUUUGUCAUCACCCUGUCUGGUCCGUGUGUCCGUUCACAUUUGUUUGUGGACACUCUACAGGUAACAAUUUUUAUCCGAUUUUGGCGAAACUUGAAAUUUAGGUCUAUCUCCCAAAGGAUCUGUGUUUUAAUCAGAUUGGUAUAAUAUUAUCGGUCAGUUUAAAAUCCUAAUAUAUUACUAUUUACAUUAUUAAUUGAACUUUCGUCAUCAUGAAACACAUGGCUUAUUCUUGAAAUAUCACAAGUAAGUGACAGCCAUGUAUAAAGCAAAUUUAUAUAAGCUGUUAGCUUGUUUUUAUUCACCCACAUUUUAUAUGUCCACAAUCUGUUUGUGGACACUCUACAGGUCACAAUUCUUAUCCGAUUUUCACGAAACUUCAAAUAGCUGUUUAUCUCUAAAAGAGCUUGGUUCCUUUCGAUAUUAGCAUGUAUCAGACCAUAACUUAAUGGAUUAUGGCCCCUGAUUGUACGAAAAAUCACAUUUUUAGCUUGUGGACACUGUAGAGGUAACAAUUUUCAUCUGAUUUUGAUGGAACUCGAAAUGCAGGUUUAUAACCCAAAGAUCUUGGUUUUUUUGUGAUAUUUGCACAUAUCAGAUUGUAACUUCCUGGAUUAUGGCCCCUGUUUGUAUGAAAAAUCACGUUUUUAGCUCGUGGACACUUCAGAAGUCACAAUUUUGAUCCAAUUUUAAUAAAACAUUUAAAUUUAUCACCGUUACACCCAAAUGACAGUUGAGUUCCAAUUUUUUGAAAACAAGACCAAAACUGCCUGACAAAAUGGCGACACCUUGUACGCAAAUAGUCAUACCUAGAUUGUGGACCUCUAGAAGUCACAAUUGUUAUCAGAUUUUGAUGAAACUUAAAAUAUAAUAUGUUUAUGUCCCAAAGAUCUCAGUUCCUUUUGCUAUUUGUGCAUAUCAGAUCAGUGGCCCCUGAUUGUACGAAAAAUCGAGAUCUUAAUUUUGUAUCCGAUUUUAAAAAACGUUUAAAUAUAUCACCAUUCCACCAUAAUAAAGGUUGAAUUUGAAUUUCGGGAAAAUCAAAACGAAACUGCUCGACAAUAUGACCCCUCGUUUUACGCACUUCAGACCAGAACUUUCUGGAUUAUGGCCCCAGAUUUUUCGAAAAACUGCUUUUGUUUUUAGAUUGUUCUCUAUCCAUCUCUUGCAAAAUGUGGGUGUAUUUUGCCUGGCAACCGCUGGUUCAGAUGUUCAUAAGAUUUGACAGAGUAUAUUUUUUAAUUAUGGAAUUGUAAUAUAUAUGUAUAUAGAUAACUUUGAUUUUAUAAUAUUAUAUUAUAAAUGUGUUAUCUACCAUGUGUGUUUAAAUAGUAAUAUAUUUUCUUUUUUUAAUUAUUUGUUUUUAAAUUUAUUUGCUUUAAAAUUUCAAUAACAUCAGGAUAUAUAUUGUUUAUAAUUUUCUAUAUUUUUAUAUGCCCACAUAUAAUGUGGGGGCACAUACCACUAUAUUGUUGUCACCAGUGUGUUCAGGUCGGAGUUCUUUACAGAUAUUAUGUAAACGCCCUGGGAUUGUACAUUAGAGUAUAAGGAAGAACCCUAUUAAAUUUCAAACACAUUUUCAUUGUUACCCCAGUCAUGUUUUGACUUUUAAAGUUUGUGAACACAAUUAAAAAAAUACAGAAGAAAGUUCUAAGUAAAAAAAAAUUAGAAUGUUAUGAGAUUCUUCAUUUGGACAUUAUUGAAAUUUAAAAAAUUUGAAUUGCUAAUUACAAAGUUAUACAUCUGUUUAUAUUCAAAGUAAUGAAAUUAUAUGAUUAUGAUACAAGUCAGAGUUCUAGAUAGACUUUUUUAAAACUUGGUGAGAUUAAACAAAAGAAAUCUAUCAGGUUUUAUUUUACUAUAGUUAUCUUUUCAUUCACAUUUUAAUUGUUUUAAAACUUAUCUUGUGAAAUUUUUUAACAAUGAUUUUAGAGGUAGCACUGAUGAUUUGCUGCUGAUGGAUAUAAGGGGACCUGACAAGCCCCAGUCUUAUGUUUUCUAUUUGCAGUGAAAGAUUUAUUUUCCAAUUAUCUUGCUAUUGACUGUAUGCUAUUGAAAGGCAAAAAAUAAAAUAAAUAAAACUUAA
Messenger RNA from Patella vulgata (common limpet), 8960 nucleotides. RefSeq names its product hepatocyte growth factor receptor-like. The record is from RefSeq and is a predicted model, not a curated record. The coding region runs from base 366 to 4298 and encodes 1310 amino acids. Gene Ontology annotation, cellular component: semaphorin receptor complex. Lineage: Eukaryota; Metazoa; Mollusca; Gastropoda; Patellidae. Gene Ontology annotation, biological process: regulation of cell migration; semaphorin-plexin signaling pathway involved in axon guidance; positive regulation of kinase activity. Gene Ontology annotation, molecular function: semaphorin receptor activity; transmembrane receptor protein tyrosine kinase activity; protein binding. The transcript has 20 exons.